This is a messenger RNA of Candida tropicalis MYA-3404, 1467 nucleotides long. It is a transcript of the gene OLE1, whose product is annotated as stearoyl-CoA 9-desaturase. Gene Ontology annotation, molecular function: stearoyl-CoA 9-desaturase activity; iron ion binding; heme binding. The transcript has a single exon. The coding region runs from base 1 to 1467 and encodes 488 amino acids. Gene Ontology annotation, biological process: unsaturated fatty acid biosynthetic process. The record is from RefSeq and is a predicted model, not a curated record. Lineage: Eukaryota; Fungi; Ascomycota; Pichiomycetes; Serinales; Debaryomycetaceae. Gene Ontology annotation, cellular component: endoplasmic reticulum membrane.
AUGACUACUACAAUCGAAGAACAAGUUGAGAUCGUCGACAUCACCAAAUUGAACGCCAUUGCCGCUGGGACAAACAAGAAAAUCCCAAGAGUUGUGGCCGCAGGUUUGGGUGGUAAAUUAAUGGGUACUGCCGACUUGGUCAAGGUCUCUGCCGAAGAUAUCACUAAGGAUUCCAUGGAAUCAUUAGCCGAAAAGGAUGCUAGAGAAAAGGCUAAAUAUGCCAACAAAAAACAUAUUUCAGAAGAACCUUGGACUUUGAGUAACUUCACCCAAAAAAUCAAUUGGCUUAAUAUGAUUUUGGUUGUCUUCAUUCCAGCUUAUGGUUUGUACAAUGCUUUCUACUACCCACCACCAAUCAAGACUUUGGUUUUGGCUUUUGUCAUGUAUGUUUUUGCUGGUGUUUCUAUCACCGCCGGUUACCAUCGUUUAUGGUCCCAUAAAUCUUAUGAUGCUGCUUUGCCAGCCAGAUUAUUCUUUGCCUUUUUCGGUGCCAGUGCCAUUGAAGGUUCUAUCAAAUGGUGGGGUCACUCUCACAGAAUCCACCACAGAUACACCGAUACUUCAAGAGACCCAUACGAUGCCAGAAGAGGUUUCUGGUUCUCCCACAUGGGUUGGAUGUUAACCAAGGCUCAUCCAAAGAACAGAGCUAGAGCUGAUAUUUCUGAUUUGGUUGCCGACUGGGUCGUUACUUUCCAACACAGACACUAUUUGUUAAUUAUGGUUUUUGCUGCUUUUAUCUUCCCAUCAUUGGUUGCUGGUUUAUUCUGGGGUGAUUACUGGGGUGGUUUCAUCUACGCUGGUAUCUUGAAAUCUUUCUUUACCCAACAAGCUACUUUCUGUGUCAACUCCUUGGCCCAUUGGAUCGGUGUCCAACCAUUUGAUGACAGAAGAACUCCACGUGACCAUGUCUUGACUGCUUUUGUUACUUUUGGUGAAGGUUACCACAAUUUCCAUCAUGAAUUCCCAAGUGAUUACAGAAACGCUUUGAAAUGGUACCAAUACGACCCAACCAAAGUUACCAUCUAUAUGAUGUCUAAAGUUGGUUUGGCCUGGAACUUGAAGAAAUUUUCUCAAAACGCCAUUGAACAAGGUUUGUUGCAACAACAACAAAAGAAAUUAGACAGAAUGAGAAACAAGUUGAACUGGGGUUCUAAAGUUGAUGAAUUGCCAGUAUGGACUAGAGAAGAAUUCAAUGAAAGAGCUAAACUGGAAGGUUUGAUUAUCAUUUCCGGUAUUAUUCACAAUGUCAAAGCAUUCAUCAAAGAACAUCCAGGUGGUCAAGCCGUUGUUAGAGCUUCUUUAGGUAAAGAUGCCACCAAGGCCUUCAGUGGUGCUGUCUAUGCUCAUUCCAAUGCUGCUCAUAACUUGCUUGCAACUAUGAGAGUUGCUGUGGUGAAAGAUGGUGACAUUAACACCAACACUUUUGAUGUUCAACAAGAAUUGAUGGCAAAGGAAAAACAAUCAUGA